Helianthus annuus (common sunflower) is the source of this 1116-nucleotide messenger RNA. RefSeq names its product putative glycine-rich cell wall structural protein 1. NCBI's taxonomy places the organism in Eukaryota, Viridiplantae, Streptophyta, Magnoliopsida, Asterales, Asteraceae. The record is from RefSeq and is a predicted model, not a curated record. Bases 224 to 868 code for a protein of 214 amino acids. The transcript has a single exon.
GACUUCACCCACCCCUCAACUAAAAAAAUAAAAGUAGUUUAAACUUUGCAAUCCUUUUGAGGUUUGCAAUGCUUAUAAAUAGCCAAGGCUCAUGCUCUUGUUUGCACCACACAACUCAUGCGAUUGUAUUAGUUCCAAAACACAUACAUACAUUGCAUUGCUUCAAAACAUAUACACAUCACAAGUCAAGUCUACUAGUUAUAGCCUAUAGGGAGUCUGAAGAAUGAUGGCAAACCCAAAGAUGAUAGCUAUUGCAUUUUUGGUGUUGUUUGUUGUGGACCUUUCCUUUGCUGCUAGAUACUCUAAGAAGACUGGUGGUCAAGGAGGAGGUGGCGGUGGUGGUGGUGGAGAAGGGGGUGGUGGUGGAGGUGGAGAUGAUGGCCAGGGUUAUGGGUCAGGCUAUGGAUCAGGGAGUGGCUCCGGAUAUGGAAGUGGUAGUGGUGGUGGUAAGGGCGGAGGUGGUGGAGGAGGUGGAGGUAGCGGCGGAGGAGGUGGCGGAGGGUCAGGGAAUGGCAGCGGAUCAGGUUCAGGCUACGGGUCUGGAAGCGGUUCGGGAUAUGGUUCAGGUGGUGGAAAGGGUGGAGGUGGCGGUGGCGGUGGUGGUGGAGGCGGCGGAGGCGGUGGAGGAGGAGGAGGUGGAAAUGGAUCAGGAAGUGGGUCAGGAUAUGGGAGUGGUAGCGGGUCAGGAUAUGGAAGUGGUGGUGGGAAAAGUGGCGGUGGAGGUGGUGGCAGCGGAGGAGGAGGUGGUGGUGGAGGCGGCAGCGGAGGAGGGCGUAAUGGGCAGGGUUCAGGAUACGGGAGUGGGUCUGGAUAUGGAGAGGGGUAUGGAUCUGGUUAUGGUGAUGACGAUGGUGGCUAUCAACCAUAAACCAUAUUUACAACAAUAAUAUCAUACACUCAGCAGUUUGAUAAACCACAUUUACAACAAUAAUAUCAUACACUCAGCAGUUUGAUAAUGCAUACAUUUCAUUUAUGAAAUUGGUACCAGUACAAUAAAUAACAUCAGAUUCACUACACGUUUCAUUAGAUUACUUGUAAGAGGAUCAACUUGCAUGUAGCUUUAUAAAUAAUGUACUCAUUUUGUUUAAUAAAAAUAAAUUAUUUUUCUUUUAAGAA